AAUAUAUUUCUAAAACUGUAUUACGCAGCAAACCCGCAUGUAUCAAGUCUUGAUCCCCAUUCAAAAGCAUCCCUCAAAACGCGCAGUCCGAAAGUGAACAACGCGUUUCUGCUUAAAUAUCCCGUGAGUUUUUACGAGGAUAGCAAAGGGUUGCUUUCUCUGCAAGCACGUGACCAGGGGUGGAAAUAGAAGGAUAAAAUGAAAAGAAAUGGUCACUUUCACCAGGUUGUCGCGUAUAUUGUUCGUAUCGGGGGGACCUCGGGGGUGAGUUGGCACGCUUGCGCAAGCCAAGCACACUUGAAGCUAGAACGACGUGCAACAACCAUGCGAGCUUCAGUUUUCAUCAAGGUCUUGUCGAGACAGAACCGUACGACGUUCCGACAAUCUCUCGAAACAGUUUUCCUUUAUUUCCUCCGCGAGAUAACGCGCGGAAUUUCUUCCCACGCGAGCCGCAGGAAACCAUGCCGGAAAUCUUCCGAAUUAUUUUGCCGUCCACGUGAAACGUGCUACUCAGUGUUUUAUAAACAAACUCCGUUGUGAAAUUUAUAUACAUUUAAACGUUGAAUUUUUCGUUUGGGUCAUUUCUUUUUGUUGUUGCUUUUAGAAACCUUGCGGAUGAAGGAAAACGGAUGUCCGGUUCGGGUCAUGAUUGACCCAGCUCCGUCGUUCGAGGGUUAAAGUAAUCGCCUUCGAGUCUCGGGGUUUAUAUGUACUAUAUGGAAACGUCAAUCGUGUCAGGGCAUCAUGAAGCCAUCGAGAAAAAUUCCAGCGAGCUUCUUGAUCGGGUUUCCAUGAACAGCUGUCCGCCUAGCAGCUUUCCCGAUAACUUUCAAGAAUUUUUCGCCGCACUCAACGAAGAUUCGAACGAUCUGCCCAGCAUGCUUGAGGAUAAACUGAUACCUAGGCAACAACAGGAGGGCUCGAACUCCGAUUCGAAGAGCAGACGAUGGAGCAAGAGGGCUUUUCAGAGAAGAAGCAGCGAGGUCGAAGUUCGUUUGCAUCGCAGCUCAUUAACAGGAUCGUCACAAGGUCACGCGACUUCUGACGGUCCGAAAUCACCGACUCCUUCCAGACGACGCAGUUCUAGUAUAGCUGUCGCGAGACCCACUCCAGAUCUACACAGGUUUCUACAAGCAGAAGCCGGUCCAUGGGGUCAUUUGUCACCUUCACCGAGGAGUCCCACCAGGACACCGGCCAUUAGUCCAGGAGCAGUGUCGUCCUCGUCGCACUUGAGUCCAGGAGCAAGUCCAGCUGGCCCGAGUCCCACAAGUCCAGCUGGACCAGCUGGCUCGUCAUCAGGAUCUCGUGGUCCAGGACCAAGGCAAUAUCGUGGAAGGACCAGCAGCAUGCCGGCGGUUCCACGACACAAGCCGAUGCUUGCCGAAACGAAACGCGGUGGCGCCAACGGGGCCGACGAGGGUGAAACCGAAGAUGGCGUCGAAUAUUACAGGCUAAGAUCGUUUUCCAUAACAGCGAACGGGGUCUACAACCUCGGUGAUUCGUUAAAAAGUCGUCGUAGCAAAAGCAUCAACAGUGUCACAUCAUCUGGCACCAGUUGCAGUAGCACUCGGGAAGCUAGGUUGCUCAGCUCGGCGUCGCAGCUUUCUGGCAUGGAAGCCGAGGAGGACACGUGCAACGAACGAGUGGCCACUUACAAAGUCGGCAUGCUGGGUGCAUCGGGGGUCGGAAAAACCGCCCUCACCGCGCAAUUCACCACCAGCGAUUAUAUCUGUGCCUACGACACGUCUCUCGACGAAGAAUACGGGCAAAAAAGCGUUUCCGUGAUGUUGAACGGCCAAGAAACGGAACUGGAGAUCAUUGAUCAUCCUGCAGCAGAGAUGUCGGUGGAAACAUUUUGCUCGACAUACAACCCAGACGUGUACGUAGUAGUAUAUUCAGUGGUGGAUAGACGAAGUUUAAAGAUGGCCGAGGAGACUCUGUUGUAUCUGUGGAAGAGUGAUUACAUGGCCAGUCACGGAGUGAUUCUCGUCGGGAACAAAGUUGAUCUUGAACGAAAACGUGAGGUUCCGUCUGUUGUUGGUCGACGUCUGGCGAACAACUGCGGUUGUAAAUUCAUCGAAACUUCUUCGGGAUUGGCCCACCACGUGGACGAGCUACUGGUCGGUAUUCUCGCACAAAUUAAGCUGAAUCCACAACGAGAUCGAGAUCAAGCGACCAGACGGAAGCGAAGCAAACACCGCAGGAGGAUUCUGAAACACUUACUGGGAUUCAAAAGGAAAACCAAGAGUUGCGAGGAUCUUUUCGUUCUCUAACGUUCGAGACGCUGAAACAAUAUUUGAUCCUUUGAUUUUUCACGAAACUUCGAAUUAAUUCGUUAAUAAAGUGCUGUAAAGAUGUAUAGUUUUUAAACGCGCGAAUUCGAAGCUAGAUUUCGAUGUUUGUUUUAAAGGAAACAUUUAGGAGUCUGUUUUUCAUUGAAAUAUUUGUCGCGUUGCAGGAUUGUUUGUCCGUUAAUGUGGGGUCGCUGGUGACCCACGGUAUUUAUCAGAAACAUAUCCUUACAGAAAUGUUUAACUUGGAAAUAAAAAAUCGGAAAAGGAAAGAGUAUUUAGGUAUAUUAAGUUGGUGCAAUAGUAAUUGCAGAUUAUAAAUUUUAUCGAUUCAUUUUAAUAUAUCUGUAAUAAAACUUAUGAUAGAAAUA
Messenger RNA from Megachile rotundata (alfalfa leafcutting bee), 2662 nucleotides. RefSeq lists its product as uncharacterized. Gene Ontology annotation, molecular function: GTP binding; calcium channel regulator activity; GTPase activity. Gene Ontology annotation, cellular component: plasma membrane. NCBI's taxonomy places the organism in Eukaryota, Metazoa, Arthropoda, Insecta, Hymenoptera, Megachilidae. The record is from RefSeq and is a predicted model, not a curated record.